UAUGUGUGAGGUUUGUGGAGUUUAGGUGCCCCAGUGUCAUGAAACACAACAUUUACUAUACUAAACCUUUGAUUUAAUCGAUCCAACAUCCAAACUUUACUUCUUUCCUUUUCUGUUGUUUCGUUUACUUGAUUGAUGGCAUCCUCACUGGCUUCCACUUCUGCUACUGUCACUGCUUCACCUCCUACCACCACCACCAAACCCCCACGCUUUAAAUCCAUUUAUCUCCGUUUUUUCAACAAGGGAUGUCCAACUACUCAUAUGGUAUUAUGCCCCAGGGUUAAGGCCCAGUUAAACGAGGUUGCCCUUGAUGGUCCCUCCAAUGAUGUGCCUCCUGUUAAAGCCAAAUCAGGCGUGGAAUCACCAACCACACCUUCAAUUGAACCAUCUUCUUCAGUCUCGGUAAACCAAGAAUCAAUCUCUCAGUUUUUUACUCAAGUUGCAAGUCUCGUCAAGCUUGUUGAUUCAAGAGACAUUGUAGAGUUGAAGCUGAAGCAGCUAAACUGUGAGGUAACAAUCAGGAAAAAAGAGGCUUUGCCUCAACCACAGUAUGCUCCUCAACCUGCAGUGAUGUAUUCACCACCUCCGCAACAUUUUGCGCCAUCAUCUACUCAGGCUCCUCUUGCUCCUUCACCGUCAACUUCUCCCCCUGCUGUCAAGUUGCUUAAAUCAUCACGUCCACCUCUUAAAAGCCCCAUGGCAGGGACAUUCUACCGAAGUCCUGCACCGGGUGAACCUCCAUUUGUGAAGGUUGGUGACAAAGUGAAGAAAGGUCAAGUCUUAUGCAUCGUUGAGGCAAUGAAAUUGAUGAAUGAAAUAGAAGCUGAUCAGUCAGGAACUAUAGUUGAAAUCGUCGCGGAAGAUGCUAAGCCCGUAAGCGUUGACACUCCGCUAUUUGUGAUCGAACCGUAGAGCCAACAGAGUAUUUCAAGUAGAUGGAUGAUAAUCUGCAGGUCUUGGUAGUUGAGAAGUGUGAGGUGCAUCAACUCGGUCGAGGAAGUGUAGGAAGAUUUUGUUUUGAAUUGGGAUGGUACAAUUGAGAAAAAUUACUCACUUAUAUGAAUUUGAGAGAACCUUCCUCUUAUUUUUCACUUCUAGAUGGUUGGACUAUGUUUUGGUGAACUUUUCUUUUUGGUUUCAACUUUCAGUUAAGUUUAUGUGUGUGAUAUUUAUUUCAAGUCUUCUGUUUUUCCUUUUUUAAGGAUAGGUGAGCUUUUGAUCCUGAUUUUAGUUGGUAACAUCAUUUAUUUCAAAUUUUAGGUGGUAAAUUGGAGAGUAUUAGCCUCAAUCAAAUUAUCUUUACAUAUGUAAGAGAUGGUACAAUUGAAGUGAGUAUUUGAAAAAUGUGUUCAAGCUA
This is a messenger RNA of Cicer arietinum (chickpea), 1357 nucleotides long. RefSeq names its product biotin carboxyl carrier protein of acetyl-CoA carboxylase, chloroplastic-like. Gene Ontology annotation, cellular component: acetyl-CoA carboxylase complex; chloroplast. The record is from RefSeq and is a predicted model, not a curated record. Gene Ontology annotation, molecular function: acetyl-CoA carboxylase activity. Lineage: Eukaryota; Viridiplantae; Streptophyta; Magnoliopsida; Fabales; Fabaceae. Gene Ontology annotation, biological process: fatty acid biosynthetic process.